AUGAGCAACGUGGACGAGUUCUACGAAUACGCAAAAAACAACUUCCUAAAUCUCCUGAAAAAGAAUAAUGUACACUCUCGAAAUGAAGAAAAGGAGAAUGAAAAAAAAAGGGGCAAAGAAAUUAGAGUUAAGGGAAUGCACGAUCGGCACCUGUCUGAUAUGAGAAAGCUAAAGAGGGACGAACAAAAUGAUAAAGAAAGCUACGACAAGAAAUGUAAAGAUUUUCUUCUUAAAAGGAAGAGCAAAUGUUUGAGGAGGAGCGCGAAGGGGCGCUCGGCAAGUGCCUCUUCGGAUGCGUCAGCUUCAUCCGCAUCGGCAGCCACGUCCGUAUCGUCCUCAUCUAUCGAAUCCUCUGCUUCGCGCUCUUCACGCACAUCCUCUCCCUCAUCCCACGAGAAGAGAAAAAGACGAAAGCGGGAGAAGCAUCGAAGGGGACAUAAGGAGAGGGACAAAAAGGGAAGGAAGAGGAUAGCGGAGAAGGGGAAUGAAAAAAGGAAGAAGAGAAAGAAGGAAAAGAUUGAAGAAAAACCUAGGAAAGAGAAAAUCACCAACUGUGCAGAUCGCAAAGGAACGGUAAAAAAGUACGAAGAUGAGAAAAACAACUUAGCAGGGAAAAGCUACGUAGUGGGUGGACGAACAAGCGACUCUGAACGGAGCAGUUACCCAUCGGGUGAUGAAACUAAACGGAAGAGCAGAAGGGAAAAAACGGAAAUUCCCUUUAGUAGCCAAAGUGAAGACAAAAUGGAGACACAUAGCACGGAAAAAAUGACCCAGUUGAGCGCCAAAUUGGAAAUGAAAAUAGCGGAAAAGAAGGAAAAAAUGUUGUUAAAAAAUGCACUGAACAAAAAUUUAGUAGAAUGUAAGUUUUGCAUCGACUCCAACUCAUUCAGCAAAAUAAAUAAAUUGAAUAUAAUCAGCAUCAGUCAGAAGUCCUACAUAUGUUACUAUAAUUACAAAAAUGUGUUUUUAAAAGAUCAGUUGUUUAUUUCGCCUAUUGAACAUACCACUAGCGUAACGAACACAAAUUUUGAUAUCGUGCAAGACAUGCGUAAUCACAUGAAGUCACUAAUAGCCAUGUUAGAGGAAAGCAAUAAAACGUGCAUUUUUGUCGAAUUUAAUAACUGUUUUAAUGCUAGCAUCGAAUUAAUAUCGCUCAGAAAAACAAAACAUACAUAUGUUAAUUGUUACAUAAUACCAAUGGAGUUACUUGAGAAGGCAAAAAUUUAUUUCAAAAAAAAUCUGGAAGAUAUAAAUUCUUUAUAUAGAGAAAACAAGCAGUUAAUAAUUACGAAAAAUAAAUAUGCCCCUUAUAAUGUUUUACCGAAACAGAUCCCCUACGUUUCGGUCAAUUUUGCCCUAGUGGAGACGUAUAUACAAGUCAUUGAAAAUAAUUAUGAUUACAUAAAUAUGUGUAAAUGUAUUUUUACCGAUCUUUUUAAGAAGGAUAAAUUUUAUAAAUGUUUUCAAAAUUUUCAGCAGUACGUGGAUGCUGUGGAGGCGUUUAAAUCUGCCUAUAGGAAGUACGAUUGGACGACUUAUAUAAAUUGA
Messenger RNA from Plasmodium coatneyi, 1548 nucleotides. RefSeq lists its product as uncharacterized. Gene Ontology annotation, cellular component: post-mRNA release spliceosomal complex. NCBI's taxonomy places the organism in Eukaryota, Apicomplexa, Aconoidasida, Haemosporida, Plasmodiidae. The transcript has a single exon. Gene Ontology annotation, biological process: mRNA splicing, via spliceosome. The coding region runs from base 1 to 1548 and encodes 515 amino acids. The record is from RefSeq and is a predicted model, not a curated record.